GGUACAUUUUAAUUAUCAGUUAAGAUGGAUAUCCGAGGUGCUGUAGAUGCUGCUGUCCCAACAAACAUCAUUGCUGCAAAAGCUGCUGAAGUUCGGGCAAACAAAGUAAACUGGCAGUCGUAUCUCCAAGGGCAGAUGAUUUCAGGUGAAGACUGUGAAUUUAUUCAAAGAUUUGAACAGAAAAGAAAUCCAGAAGAGAAACAGGAGUUGUUGCAAACUGAAGGCAAUCAAUGUGCUAAAACAUUUAUAAACUUGAUGACUCAUAUCUCCAAGGAACAGACGGUUCAGUACAUUCUCACUAUGGUUGAUGAUAUGCUGCAAGAAAAUCAUCAGCGUGUUUGUAUCUUCUUUGAUUAUGCAAAACGUGGUAAAAACACAGCAUGGUCCUAUUUUCUGCCGAUGUUGAAUCGACAGGAUCUGUUCACUGUGCAUAUGGCAGCAAGAAUUAUUGCUAAACUGGCUGCAUGGGGGAGGGAACUUAUGGAAGGCAGUGACUUGAAUUACUAUUUUAACUGGAUUAAAACUCAGCUCAGUUCACAGAAACUACGUGGCACAGGGGGUUCUGUGGAAGCAGGAGCAGUCUCUACUAGUGAUAGUUCCCAGUAUGUACAGUGUGUUGCUGGAUGUCUGCAGCUGAUGCUCAGGGUCAAUGAAUAUCGUUUUGCGUGGGUAGAAGCAGAUGGAGUAAAUUGUAUCAUGGGCGUCUUGAGCAACAAAUGUGGCUUCCAGCUCCAGUAUCAGAUGAUUUUCUGUGUGUGGCUACUGGCAUUUAGCCCUCAGAUGUGUGAAUAUCUCCGUCGGUAUAAUAUUGUUCCAGUGCUGUCGGAUAUUCUUCAGGAAUCUGUCAAAGAGAAAGUAACUAGAAUCAUCCUUGCAGCAUUUCGGAACUUGUUAGAGAAGUCUACUGAGAGAGAAACUCGCCAAGAAUAUGCUCUUGCCAUGAUUCAGUGUAAAGUUUUAAAGCAGCUAGAGAAUUUGGAUCAGCAGAAAUAUGAUGAUGAAGACAUAAGUGAAGAUAUUAAAUUUCUACUGGACAAGCUUGGUGAGAGCGUGCAAGACCUUAGCUCCUUCGAUGAGUACAGUUCUGAGCUCAAGUCAGGAAGACUGGAGUGGAGUCCUGUACACAAGUCUGAGAAGUUUUGGCGGGAGAAUGCUGUAAGACUAAAUGAGAAGAAUUACGAGCUACUCAAAAUCCUGACAAAACUUCUGGAGGUUUCUGAUGACCCACAAGUGCUGGCUGUAGCUGCUCAUGAUGUGGGAGAAUAUGUACGACACUACCCCCGUGGGAAACGAGUGAUUGAACAACUUGGUGGUAAACAGCUGGUAAUGAACCACAUGCAUCAUGAAGACCAGCAAGUUCGUUAUAAUGCACUAUUGGCUGUGCAGAAGCUGAUGGUUCAUAACUGGGAAUACCUUGGAAAGCAGUUGCAGUCAGAACAACCUCAAACGGCUACUGCACGGAGCUAAACAAUUCUGUCAAUUCAUGCUUAUAACUACAGUAUGUUUGUCUUUAAAUUGAUAUCAAGGAAACACUGAAAUCACAUGUUCUUUGCCUGCUACUAGUGCAUAAACUUUCCAGGUUUCCUUCAGUGUUGUUGGCUUAGUAAAAAUGGGUUUGUUCAGCUAUUCUGAUGAUUAUGUCUAUUAGCUUCUUGUUAUAUUCUGAAUGUAUAUGAGGAAAUGUGGCUAAUAUAUUGCAUUUGUUUUAUGUAUUUAUUCUCAUAAUAAAUAAU
Chaetura pelagica (chimney swift) is the source of this 1733-nucleotide messenger RNA. RefSeq names its product ATPase, H+ transporting, lysosomal 50/57kDa, V1 subunit H (gene ATP6V1H). The transcript has 13 exons. Gene Ontology annotation, molecular function: proton-transporting ATPase activity, rotational mechanism. The record is from RefSeq and is a predicted model, not a curated record. Bases 25 to 1467 code for a protein of 480 amino acids. NCBI's taxonomy places the organism in Eukaryota, Metazoa, Chordata, Aves, Apodiformes, Apodidae. Gene Ontology annotation, cellular component: vacuolar proton-transporting V-type ATPase, V1 domain; lysosomal membrane. Gene Ontology annotation, biological process: proton transmembrane transport.